CACAUCGAAAUCAAAUUAUUUUACCGUUAGUUACCGGCUGUUAGUCUCCGUCACACUCCGUUAACUCCGUCAGUAUUUCGAUGACAUGACAAGCAAAAAUGCUGACUAGACCGUUAACUUAAUGAUAUGUCAAUUUUAAAAAAUUAAAAUAAAUAAUUUACAACUCAUCUCUUACCCGGCGAUACGAAGUCUACCAUCACAUCACAUCCCCUUUCGAUCGCUAGUUCCGGUCCUUCCAUUCCAUUCCCCGUCGUCGGAAUCCAGCCUCUUCGUCACCUGAAAUCCCGAGAUACCAUCCAAGUAAUUCGAAACCCCCAAAUUCCUAGCUCCGAUUUCGCCACAGAGCUGUGCAGCAGAGGUAAGGCCGCGCCGAGAGAGGGAAAGCCGUCACAGUUCGCCGCCGCUGAAUCAACAUGGGUAUUUCCAGGGACUCUCUUCACAAGAGGCGCGCCACUGGUGGCAAGAAGAAGGUCUGGAGGAAGAAGCGAAAGUAUGAGCUUGGACGUCAGCCAGCAAACACCAAGCUCUCGAGCAACAAAACUGUUCGGAGGGUGCGUGUUAGAGGAGGCAAUGUGAAGUGGAGGGCUUUGAGGUUGGACACUGGAAAUUUCUCCUGGGGUAGCGAGGCUGUUACCCGCAAGACUCGUAUUCUUGAUGUGGUCUACAAUGCCUCAAACAAUGAGCUUGUUAGGACACAGACACUGGUGAAGAGUGCCAUUAUUCAAGUCGAUGCAGCUCCGUUUAAGCAGUGGUACCUUCAGCACUACGGUGUCGACAUUGGCAGGAAGAAGAAGACAGUCGCUAAGAAGGAAGCUACUGAGGAAGGAGAUGCUGCUAUAGCUGCUGCUCCUGAAGAAGCUAAGAAGAGUAGCCAUGUCCAGAGGAAGAUUGAGAAUCGCCAGAAAGAUCGCAAACUGGAUGCCCACAUCGAGGAGCAAUUUAGUGGUGGUAGAUUGUUGGCAUGCAUAUCUUCUCGACCUGGUCAAUGCGGUAGAGCAGAUGGCUACAUAUUGGAAGGCAAGGAACUUGAGUUUUACAUGAAGAAACUCCAGAGGAAGAAGGGCAAGGGUGCUGCUACUGCUUAAAAGUCAAUCUCCUUCAAGUUAAACCUAUGUGUUUGGACACCUAGCAUUUUGUCUUUCGGACGCUGAGUAGUGGAAGUGAUGAAUUGUUUUUACUAGCUAGUGGAACAAUUGUUUGUUUGGUCAUCCGAAAUUGUGUUGAGCACUGCAGAGAUUUUGCCCGCUGUUUGUGAUUUAGAAUUUUGUCUCAAUUCAUUGCCUUUUCUGCUUACGCCCAGUCCAGUUUUGUUGCGGUUCGAAACAUCUAUUCAUAUGUGCCUCAUAGAAACUUGGAAUUAAAAUCAGAUACUGUUUACGCUCCAUUCAAUGGAAAGUUUAGGGAUUGUAGAGUUGUUAAUAAGAUUGCAAAUGAGUCUAGUCGAAUUAUGCUGAAUUUGAACUGGACUUGUUAUUUAAAAGCCG
This is a messenger RNA of Linum tenue, 1484 nucleotides long. Lineage: Eukaryota; Viridiplantae; Streptophyta; Magnoliopsida; Malpighiales; Linaceae. The record is from the annotation of a GenBank genome assembly.